This is a messenger RNA of Encephalitozoon intestinalis ATCC 50506, 1068 nucleotides long. Its product is annotated as RAN specific GTPase-activating protein. The transcript has a single exon. Gene Ontology annotation, molecular function: small GTPase binding; GTPase activator activity. The record is from RefSeq and is a predicted model, not a curated record. Gene Ontology annotation, biological process: activation of GTPase activity; nucleocytoplasmic transport. Gene Ontology annotation, cellular component: cytosol; nucleus; perinuclear region of cytoplasm. The coding region runs from base 1 to 1068 and encodes 355 amino acids. Lineage: Eukaryota; Fungi; Microsporidia; Unikaryonidae.
AUGAUAUUUUCAAUAGGAGACCAGAAAAAGAAAUACGAGACAAGGGAGGAUGUCUCAGGGGUGGUACAAGAAAUAAAAAAGUCUCUGGACGAGCUUGUGGAGGUUGAUCUGUCUGGAAACCAUUUUUCCGAAGAGGCAAUGGAAGAAAUAUGCCAUGUCCUCAGGGAUGCCAAGAACCUCCACGUGAUCAAUCUUUCCAGUGCGUUUCUGGGCCUUGACAAGGAGAAGCUGUACUCUAAUCUCGCCAUGCUUUCAAAAAUGCUUGCCAAUCACAAGAUACAGAAGAUUGACCUGAGCGACAAUGCCAUAAGCUCGGAGUUUCCCCCUGAGCUCGGGGAGUUUAUUUCCUCGUCCACUGAUUUGGUCCACUUGAAAAUGAACAACUGUGGGCUUGGGAAGAUCGGAGGGGGUAGGCUGGGAGAGUAUCUUCUCAAGAUAGCAGACAAGACCAAGCUGGAGGUGGUGGAUAUUGCCCAGAACAGGUUUUUCUCUUUUCCAAAGGAGCUUUCCGACGCACUGCUAGGAUUCAAGAAUAUCAAGGAGCUUCGAAUCCAGUACAAUACAAUCGAGGAAGAGACAAUGCUUGAGUUCCUAAGGGCAUUCCAGAGCCAUUCUCUUGAGGUGCUUGACAUAAGAGAUAACUUCCUGUCUCUAGAAGGGUCCAGAUACCUGGGGAGUCUUUAUUGUGAAUGGAAUCUGAGGGAACUCAGGGUUGGAGACUGUAUGAUGGGAAACGAAGGAGUGAAGGAUUUCCUCGAAAGAGCAAACAAGAAAUUUGUGCCAAUGGCCCUUCCUGGGGAUUACGACGGCAAGAGGGAAAGAAUUGCCCUCGAUAUAUCGUACAAUGAGUUUGAGCAAGAUGCUGUUGAAAUUCUCAAGGACUUCUGCAGUCGGAAUAUCAUCAAGGAGCUCGUUGUGUUUGGAAACUACUACGACGACAUAAGCGAUAUCAUCGAUAUUGUUGAAAAGCAAGGAGGAGUUGUUAUAACUGAGGAGCAUACAGAUCUGUCCAGCGACUCUGGGAUGGAGAUAGAUGAGUCUGUGAUUGAAGGGAUUGCAGAGAUGUAG